This is a messenger RNA of Monopterus albus (swamp eel), 2407 nucleotides long. It is a transcript of the gene ilk, whose product is annotated as integrin-linked kinase. Gene Ontology annotation, biological process: cell-matrix adhesion; substrate adhesion-dependent cell spreading; protein phosphorylation. The record is from RefSeq and is a predicted model, not a curated record. Bases 686 to 2044 code for a protein of 452 amino acids. Gene Ontology annotation, molecular function: ATP binding; protein binding; protein serine/threonine kinase activity. The transcript has 14 exons. Lineage: Eukaryota; Metazoa; Chordata; Actinopteri; Synbranchiformes; Synbranchidae. Gene Ontology annotation, cellular component: focal adhesion; stress fiber.
AGGCCAACUACUUAAGACUGUAUAUUAGUAUAGAAAUGUGUUGUACAGUAACUUAGACACAUACUACAGUUUGGCCACCAGAGGGUACUGGCAUGUUUAUUUUCAACUAGUUUCCUAAAGGGAAAGCUAUACAUAAGCCUUUCUUUACUGACAACGUUUUGACAUGUCACAGCAGGACAUGCACAGGUGUAAACGAUCAAGCUAAUUGAGUCUGCACACUACAUUAAUGUUAUUAGCAACACCUGUGCUUUAUGAAAAGUCCAAACAUCUGCUGUGAAAUGACCUGUAUCGACCUGAGUUCUUUAAUAGCUUAACCAAAAUAUAGGUUCCAGUUUUUAUAGCCUAUAUUAAUAUUAGUAACGAUCAGGCUCCAAGGUCCCGUGUAGUAAUGCCACUGGGUGUAUUAUCGCUGCAUAGCCUCCAGUAGGGGGCGCUGUUAUGUGGGUGUCACUGGACAGGGGGCUGCCAGCCGCGGCAGAGCUCCUCUCACUGCUCCCCAGCAGCCUGCACCAACUCGGAGGAGCGGGGCGUGGACUCGCACCAGCCGUUCUUUGCUGCUUUCAGGAGACGGGGAAACGCAAAGAAACUGACAAGAAAUCUGUCGUUCAGCAGCAGGCUACAUGUUCCUGAUCUCAAAAGACACUGAAAACAUAAACGGCCAAGACAGGGAACUCACAAUAUAGCCAUGGAUGACAUCUUCACACAGUGUCGAGAAGGGAACUCUGUGGCCGUCCGUCUUUGGUUGGACAACACUGAGAAUGAUCUGAACUUGGGUGAUGAUCAUGGCUUCAGCCCCCUGCAUUGGGCAUGCAGGGAAGGGAGGAGCGCUGUUGUGGACAUGCUCAUCAUGAGAGGAGCUCGCAUUAAUGUGAUGAACCGUGGAGAUGAUACUCCGUUGCAUCUCGCUGCAAGUCAUGGACACAGAGAUAUUGUGGCUAAGCUGAUCCAGUGCAAAGCAGACCCCAAUACAGUCAACGAGCAUGGAAACACGCCGCUCCACUACGCCUGCUUCUGGGGCCAAGACGAAGUGGCUGAGGACUUGGUGGCCAGUGGUGCCCAGGUGUGUGUAUGCAACAGGUAUGGACAGACACCUCUGGACAAGGCCAAGCCUCACCUAAGACAACUGCUUCAAGAGAAGGCAGAGAAAAUGGGCCAGAGUAUGACCAAAGUCCCCUAUAAGGAAACUUUCUGGAAGGGCACCAUGCGAACACGACCUCGUAACGGUACCCUCAACAAGCAGGCUGGUAUUGAUUAUAAGCAGCUUUUGCUCCUGGCAAAGAUCAGUGAAAACCAGUCUGGAGAGGUAUGGCAGGGUCGGUGGCAAGGGGAUGAGAUUGUAGUGAAGGUGUUGCAGGUGAGAGACUGGACCACCAGGAAGAGCAGAGACUUCAACGAGGAGCAUCCCAAACUCAGGAUCUUUUCUCAUCCAAACAUUUUGCCUGUUCUUGGGGCCUGUCAGUCACCUCCAUCCCCUCACCCCAUCAUCAUUACCCACUACAUGCCAUACGGAUCCCUCUACAACAUACUCCACCAGGGCACCACUGUGGUGGUCGACCAGAGUCAAGCAGUGAAGUUUGCAUUGGACAUCGCCAGUGGCAUGGCUUUCCUCCACACCUUAGAACCAAUGGUUUCACGGCUUUACCUCAACAGUAAGCAUGUCAUGAUUGAUGAGGAUAUGACAGCCAGAAUAAGCAUGGCAGAUGCCAAGUUCUCUUUCCAGUGUCCUGGUCGUAUGUACUCUCCAGCAUGGAUGGCCCCUGAAGCCCUGCAGAAGAGGCCUGAAGACAUCAAUAGAAGAUCUGCUGACAUGUGGAGCUUUGCUGUGUUACUGUGGGAACUGGUUACCAGAGAGGUCCCUUUUGCUGACCUCUCACCCAUGGAGAUAGGCAUGAAGGUGGCUCUCGAGGGUCUUCGACCAACCAUUCCUCCAGGAAUUUCACCUCAUAUCUGUAAGCUGAUGAGGCUCUGCAUGAACGAAGACCCAGCCAAAAGACCUAAGUUUGACAUGAUCGUCCCCAUCCUAGAGAAGAUGCAAGACAAAUGACUGCCUCUCCUGUUAUUAUGUUUUUAUUAUCAAACCACUUUUUAUCUUCACGUCAGUCCUGGAUUUGCUAAGCCACUGUAAAUAAUGUCAGAGACCACUUUAGCUACACAAUUUAAACAAUAAAUAUUAUCUUGCUUCUGUUAUAUAAUUUAAUUUCCAGGUUUAAAUGUUCUUUAGCCUAAUUCUGUUGCUCUUUUAUUAUAUCUGAAAUUUGUUCACGGGAAUAUCAACCUGGUUAUUCCAGGGGGGAUUAUAUUCAGUGAUGAGUGAGACAGAAACAGAGCCAAAUGUGUAUAGGAACAGUGCUUUUAUACACAUGAACAAACACCAAUGUAAUAAAUAUUUUGUAUUUAUGACAAAGCC